CACUGUUUUUCUCAUAAUCAGCGCAGUGAAUUUCAAAAUUUCAGAUAUUUUCCUUGCCGAAAAAAAUGGGAAUUUCUUUCUCGAUACCUUGUGAUCCUUGUAUAAACAAAAUCUCCCGCUGGCUAGACGAGAGAAUAGCUUGUCUACACGACCUCAAGAAGAAUCUCACGUCUCUAGCGACAGCCAUGGAAGAACUCGCGGCUAAGCGGGAUGAUUGGUUAAGAAGGAUCACAAGAGAGGAGGAUAGAGGUCUUCGAAGGCUUGUCGAAGUCCAGGUAUGGCUUACUAGAGUUGAGACUAUUGAAAAAGAAGUCAACGAUCUACUUGAUGGGAGAGAUGUUGAACUUCAAAAGCUGUGUCUCUGUGGUUUUUGUUCCUAUAGUUUAAAAUCCAGCUACCGUUACGGUAGAAGUGUUAUCUUGAUGUUGAGGAGAGUCGAGAUACUCAAAAGCCAAGAUUUCGAAGUCUUGGUUGAGCAAAAUCAAAUAUCUGAAGUGCAGGAAGUACAAAUUAAACCGGUGAUUGUUGGUCAAGAAACGAUGCUUGAAAAGGCAUGGAAACAGCUCAAGGAAGAUGGAGUUGGUAUCAUGGGCUUCUACGGUAUGGGAGGAGUAGGCAAAACAACGCUUCUUACGCAGAUCAACAAUAAGUUCGGUGACAAGAGGUGUGGAUUUGAUUUCGUGAUUUGGGUUGUGGUUUCUAAAGAUUUACAGUUGGAUAACAUUCAAGACGAAGUCGCUCGGAAAGUCGGUCUUGGUGGGGAGGAGUGGAGAGAAAAACAGAAAAGCCAAAAGACGGAGGAUAUGUACAAUUUCUUAAGGAAAAAGAGAUUCGUCUUGCUUCUAGAUGAUAUUUGGGAGAAGGUGGAUUUGACCAAGAUUGGAAUCCCAAUUCCCACAACGGAAAACCAAUGCAGAGUGGCAUUCACCACUCGCUCUCAGGAUGUAUGUGCACGGAUGGGGGCUGAAAACGCGAUGGAAGUCCAAUGCUUGUCGGACGAAGACGCAUUUGAUUUAUUCCAGAAGAAAGUUGGGAAAGUAACGCUUGGAAGCGAUCCGGAGAUCCCCAAUCUCGCAAGAGUAGUUGCUAGAAAAUGCCGUGGCCUACCGUUGGCGCUCGAUGUCAUAGGCGAGACCAUGUCAUGCAAGAGGACGAUACAAGAGUGGAAUCACGCGAUAGAUAUUUUGACUUCGUACGCUAUCGAGUUUUCCGGCAUGGAAGAUCAGAUCCUACCUCUUCUAAAGUUUAGCUACGAUAGUCUCAAAGGGGAGAAGGUCAAAGCGUGUUUGUUGUACUGCGCUUUACUUCCGGAAGAUUACGAAAUUCUUAAAGAAACUUUGAUUGAUUAUUGGAUAUGCGAAGGGAUUAUAGAUGCAAGUGAAGGUACAGAAAGGGCUGAGAACAAGGGUUACGAAAUAAUUGGUAGUCUUGUUCGCGCAUCAUUGUUGAUGGAUCGUCACAGAACUAAGAGUGUGUGUAUGCAUGAUGUAGUUCGUGAGAUGGCCUUGUGGAUUGCAUCUGAUUUGGGAAAGCAGAAAGAGGCAUUCGUCGUUCGUGCGGGUGUCGGGUUAAGUGUGAUGCCAAAGGUUAAGAAUUGGGAAGUAGUGAAAAGGAUGUCAUUGUGUGAGAAUGGCAUCUACCUGCUCCCUGGAAGUCCUAAAUGUCAAGAACUCAAAACUUUCCUCAUGAGAUCGGCUGGAGUACGAAGUAUCUCGAGUGAGUUCUUCGAAUACAUGCAAAAGCUAGUUGUUUUGGAUCUUUCGCAUAACGGAGAUCUCUCGGAACUGCCGAAUGGAAUAUCAAAACUAGUUUCCUUGCAAUAUCUCAACUUGUCGUGGACUCGUAUAAGUGCACUCCGCAUGGAUCUGCUGCAAGCGUUGAUUAAUCUAAACCACUUGGAUCUUAGGGAAACGCAUGAGCUUUGGAGCAUCGCUGGGAUAUCGCGUCUGCAUAAUUUGAAAACACUAAAACUAUCCUACUCUUAUUUUUCAUGGGACCGUUACACAGUGGAAGAGCUGGAAAGCUUGGAGCAUUUAGAGAUUCUAACCAUUGGAUUCAGGAUAUCUCAGAGUUUCGAGCAUUUCUUGCGCUCUCGUAAGCUGAUGAGGUGCACGCGAUCUAUAGAGUUCUGUGAUUCUUCGAGGGGUUUGACAAAUAGUCGGCAACCGUUUGAAAUAUCACUCCCAGUAGUAGCUAUGGAUAAGCUUCGAGAUUUCAGCAUCCGUGAAUGCCGUGUCUAUGAGAUAAAGAUGGAAAAUAUAUGCAUGGCGUUUUCUUCACUACACGAUUCAAGUAGCCCACGUUUCUUGAACCUCUCCCACGUGGAUAUAACAUUUUGUGAUUGCCUGAGGGAAUUGACGUUGCUGAUGCUUGCUCCGAAUCUUAAAAGUCUUCAUGUUUCUGAUUCACGUGAACUAGAAGAUAUAAUAAAUAAAGAGAAAGGUGACCUAUCGGGGAUUGGUCCUUUUCCAAAGCUGGUUUCUCUUAAGUUGAAGAAUCUACCAGAGCUGAAGAAUAUCUAUUGGAAUCCUCUACCCUUUCCAUAUCUACAGGAGAUCCAUGUAUCCGAAUGUUCAAAUCUGAAAAAGCUUCCACUCUAUUCCCAAAGUGGCAAGCAUGGUGAUGAUGGACUUAUCAUAUACUACAGAGAGAAAGAAUGGAUUGACUGUGUGGAAUGGGAGGACGAAGCUACCAAAAUCCGCUUCUUAUCUUCAUGCAAAAAGGUUUGAUUAUAGCCAGCACUUUGAUCAUGCAAGGUUCCAAGUGGAUGAUGUCAUUUGGGUUUUAUCCUAGAGGGAAAGUCUUUAUCUCUCUAUCCGUUUGCUUUCUGUGAAUUAUUUUUCUAUUUUUUUAAAAAAAUAAUUUGUGCCGACAUUAAUUGAUCUCUACUAUGGUUACGUUAUAUUUUAAGAGAGUGUCGAGA
Raphanus sativus (radish) is the source of this 2923-nucleotide messenger RNA. Its product is annotated as putative disease resistance protein At1g63350. NCBI's taxonomy places the organism in Eukaryota, Viridiplantae, Streptophyta, Magnoliopsida, Brassicales, Brassicaceae. The transcript is spliced from 2 exons. The coding region runs from base 66 to 2729 and encodes 887 amino acids. Gene Ontology annotation, molecular function: protein binding; ADP binding. The record is from RefSeq and is a predicted model, not a curated record.